Messenger RNA from Aspergillus heteromorphus CBS 117.55, 928 nucleotides. RefSeq lists its product as uncharacterized. The coding region runs from base 299 to 559 and encodes 86 amino acids. The record is from RefSeq and is a predicted model, not a curated record. NCBI's taxonomy places the organism in Eukaryota, Fungi, Ascomycota, Eurotiomycetes, Eurotiales, Aspergillaceae. The transcript is spliced from 2 exons.
GGGUUGUGACGGUUGAUUCCCUUUCUUUCUCUGAGACUUGGAACCUCGAGGGCAGGCUACUGGCUAAGACAUCCAUCGAAGAUGAUGCAAGGUCCCUGGAUGCAGAUCACAUGCUUGGCGAUGUGUGACACUUUCAGUAUCACACAUGAGUUUAUCUGAGGGUGUUUGCUCUGAUAGAUGGAUGCUGUCUUUGCGACGACAGAAAUACUUCAUUGUGGAAUGUUGGUCCUGGGUGAGCUUCCGCUCUGGAAAGGAAAGUUACCUCAUGUCUGGAUCAUGAUGAAAGUAUGCCAGCGUCAUGGUCAUGGUCAUGGUCAUGGUCCUAGGUGCCCUACUGACUGAUAGAGUAAUCGACUGUGAUGAUUUGAUCAAGGUGAGCGUGUCAAGUCUCGGUAUGAUUCUCAUCUCUCUCAAACAUGAACUUGAAAGGACUUCAAAUCCGACGGGAGCAUCGAUGCAUGCAUGGUAUACGCUCCGCAGGUGCCCCCUCAAGUUGGUAGUCUCAACUAUCGAGACAUAUAACCUUGGCCAUGGGAUGAAUCUGGGACAAAGUCGCUGAGACGUCGGGGUAUAAUCCUGAUGGCGAUGGAUAGACAUGACGUCAGACAGUAGUGUUCGGCGAUUAUAACGACCAGCCCGAGGUGUUGCUGGUUCACGUGCCGAGUGCAUGAGGCAUAGCCGGAGCUGAACGACUCGUACCCUUCAUCAGCCUAUCCACAAUGUCGGAAAACUACGGUGACUAUCAAUCAGAGAUCUAUGCUCGAGGAGCCAUUACAGGUGUCCUGCCCAAUGUCACCACCGAUCCUCGCCUGCUGGAGGAACAGGCUCGGAAAGCAUUAGGCGCGCGUGGCUUUAACUACGUCGCUGGCGGGGCUGGGGAGAAGGCGACGAUGGAUAGCAAUCGGUUGGCGUUUCGCCAAUGGAAGCU